AUGAUUGGCAUAAGAUAUGCAAAUAGGAUCUGUUCAAUCAAACCUACUCACUUAAAUAUCAUUAGAAGUUUUACAGCAGAAUCUCCUGAUUUACAAAAUGCAGCCAAACCAACUUUAAAAUGGAAACCAAGUGAAAAUGUUAAAACUAGAUCCAUUAAUAAAUUCAAUGAAUCAUUUAUAAAUCCAAAAGAAAUAAAAGAUGAAAUUUCAUCUCAACCACCAAAAACUAUUACUCAAAAGAAUAAAAAAACAAAAUAUACAAAAAUUAAAUCAACUUUAGCAACUUCAAUUUUAUUAGAUUCAGAAAUAACACCAUAUAAUUUUUCAAGUUAUUUAGAAAAAGAUUUAAUUGGAGUUAGAGAAGUUUUAGAUUUAUAUAAAAAAGUUAGAUUUGUUAAAUUUCCUCAACAUCCAGGUGCUAUUAAUCCAUUUUUAUUUUUUUUUUUAAGACAUAACUAUGUUUUGCAUUUUGAAGAAAUUUUAUCAACCGAAAUAUCUGUUGAUGAUAGCAAAGAAUUAUUAAAAAAAUCAACCUCAAAUUUAAAUAGUGAAUCAUAUAAAAUCAUUUUAGAUUUUUAUACAAAUAGAUUAAAUAAAAUUAUAAACAAAGAAAAUGAACGACAACAACAACAACAACAACAACAACAACAACAACAACAACAACAACAACAACAACAACAACAACAACAACAACAACAACAACAACAACAACAAAUUACAUUAAAAGAAGAUGUAAUUAAAAAAUUAAGAUUUUGGUUAAGUGUGGUAGAACCAAAUAUUAAAUCUUAUAUUGAUUCAGGGAAAAAAGAUAAUAAUGAACUUGCAAUUUCAUAUAUAUCAUGUCAAUUAGCAUUGGGUAAUCAUGAGAUUGCACUUGAUUUAUAUAAAAAAGCAUUGAAUACAAAGUACCCAAAUCGUUUCGAACUUAAUUUACUUGAUAAAUUUCAACAAUAUUAUACAGAUACAAAUCAAAUUGAUCUUUGUAAACAAAUUCUUUUAGAUCAUUUACAAAAUUCAAAAUUAUUGCGUAAUUGCAAUCCUAUUGGAUUUCAUUUUAAUACAGAGUUUUUAAUUAAAUUAUUUAAUAAAGAACAACAACAACAAAAUAAUAAUAAUAAUAAUAAUAAUAAUAAUAAUAAUAAUAAUAAUAAUAAUAAUAAUAAUAAUAAUAAUAAUAAUAAUAAUGAUAAUAAUAAUAUUAGUGAAAAUACUCAACCAGAUUCACAUUUAGAAUUAAUAGAAUUCUUAUUAUCUGUUGAAAAGAUAUUAGAAAUUAGAAUGCCUGAAAAUAGAAUGCCAAAAGUUAUUUCAGGAUUUCAAAAACGUAAUAUUUAUGAAUGUGAAGAAAAUGAAAAUAAUAAUUAUAAUAAUUAUAAUAAUAAUAAUAAUAAAACACUUUUACAUAACAAACCAUUACCAAUUACAUCAAUUAGUAAUUUUUAUAAGAAUUUAAUGGUAAUAUUAAUUAGAGCUGAACAAAAACCAAUCUAUGAAUGGAUAUUUGGAUAUUAUUGUACAAAGUAUUCACCAACUUUUGAAAUUCAUUAUGAAAUAUUAUCAAAAACAGUUAAAAAAGGUUUACUUGAAAAUGUAAUGCCAAUAAUUACUCAAAUAAGUGAUAAAUCUGAUUUCCUAUUAAAUAAUAAAAUGCAAUUUGCUAUAUUGGAUUUAUGUGUUAAAAAGAAUGAUAUGAAUCGUUUAGAUACUUUCUUUUCAUUAUUUUAUAAAAGUUGGGGUUCACAAAAUCUUUUAAAAUCAUCUUUUAUUGAUGAUAGCAACAACAACAAUAACAAUAGUAACAAUAGUAAUAAUAAUAGUAAUAAUAAUAAUAAUAAUAAUAAUAAUAAUAAUAAUAAUAAAAUAAUAAAGAGUAAUACUGAUACAGAUUAUUUAGCAAGUCAUACAUUUGCAACAUUUAUAAUCUAUUGUCAAUUAAAUAAUUAUGAUGAACUAUUUUCAAUUUUUAGAAAAAAGAUACACACAUUGUCAAGUGAACCAAUAUUAAAUAGAAUCUAUGGUACUAUCAUCAAUUAUCUAUUAUUCCUCGACCGUUAUGAUUUAGCAUUACAUUGGUAUGGUGAAAUAUUUUUACAUCCACAAAAUAUUAAACCAUCUCAAACUAUCAUUGAAUAUUUCUUACUUUAUCAUCGUAAUCAACAAUCAAAUAAUUAUUCAUCAUUAGAAUUACUUUGGUUAUCACGUUUAGAAUUAUUUUUAGAUAGUAGAUUUGAAAAAAAAUAUUUAAAAAAAAAUAAUAAUAAUUAUAAUAAUAACAGUAAUAAUAAUAACAAUAAUAGUGAAGGAGUUGUAGGAAUAGGUGAAGCAGGUACAGGUGUAGGUGUAGGUGUAGGUGAAGCAGGUGUAGAAAAUGAAAUUUAUAAAUUAAAAACUAAAACACUUGGCCCAAGUUCACCAAAAUUAUUUAUUAAAAAAUUACAAACUUUAGAUGAUGAAACACUAAAUGGUGCAAUUAAAAAUAAUAUUUUAAAUAAAAGAGAAGGCCUAUCAGUCAAACAAUUUAAUGAAUAUAAAGAAAUGUUAAAUAAUAAAAAUGAUGAAAAUGAUUUUUAUAUUGAUUUUAUAACUAAUGAAAAUAAUAAUAAUAAUAAUAAUAAUAAUAAUAAUAAUAAUAAUAAUAAUAAUAAUAAUAAUAAUAAUAAAAUUAAUGAAAAUGGUGGUAGUAGUAGUAGUAGUAGUAGUAGUAUUAAUGAUUUAGCAGAUUAUUCAAAUAAAAUACCUAGAGAAAUAGCAGACUAUAAUUUAGAGAAAGCUAUUUCUCAAGAAAGUGUUAAAAUGGUUUAUCAAGAAUUGGAAAAUCAAGCUAGAACGGGAAUUAUAAAGAAUGGAAAAACAUUUUUAUUAGGAAUUCAAUUUUUAAAGGAUCAUGACAAAAAAGCAUACUUUGAAUUAAUUCAAUGUCAUUCGAAAAAACUCAUUAGAGCUAUAGUUUUCGAUGAUGAAUUUUAUGCUAAUCUUAUAAAAUCAAAUUUUACACAAGGUAUAUUUUCACUCUCGAAAGAGCCAAUUACACUUUGGGAUUCAAGUUCACCAAUAUUUAACUCUAUUAUCGUUCGUCUCAUUUCAAUGGGUCAUAUGGAAUUAGCUUCACAUUCAAUGAGAUUUGCCACUGAAAUACAUUGUCGUUUAGUUAGUGAAGAAAUUGAAUAUGGAAUUAAAAAUUCUGGUCCAAGAAUUCAUAUACCUAUGCAAACUCUAACUUUUAUAAAAAAUUUUUUCACCUCAAAAAGAAAUUCAAAUUAUAAAAAAAAAAAAAUAAUAAAUAAUAAUAAUAAUAAUAAUUAUAAUAAUAAUAAUAAUAAUAAUAAUAAUAAUGAUAAUAAUAAUAAUAAUAAUUUUGAUAGUAGUAAUAAUAAUAAUAAUAAGAACAAUGAGGAUGAUAAAAAAAAGAAUCAACAAAUUGAUUUUAAUUUAAUAAUUGAUGAAGUUGGAAUUAUUGUCAAAAAAUAA
Messenger RNA from Dictyostelium discoideum AX4, 3468 nucleotides. RefSeq lists its product as hypothetical. Gene Ontology annotation, molecular function: protein histidine kinase activity. Lineage: Eukaryota; Evosea; Eumycetozoa; Dictyosteliales; Dictyosteliaceae. Bases 1 to 3468 code for a protein of 1155 amino acids. The record is from RefSeq and is a predicted model, not a curated record. The transcript has 2 exons.